UAAGACCUUGCUAAGUUGCUGAGGCUGGCUUUGAACUCAGGAUUCUCCUGCCUCAGCUUCCUGAGAGGCUGGGAUUAUAGGCAUGCACUACCACGCCUGGCUAGUUUAAAUGUUUUGUUAGUACUAGUUAUAAUGGGAUUUGCCAUGUAGCUUUCAUCCCCUUGGUCACCCUUUGAUCAUCCUGUGAAUCUUCUCCCCAUUUUCCACAGAUGUCCUUGAAUGUUGUAGAAUCCUGGGAGGUUCAUGAGUGAGCCCUGAAUUUAUGAACCUCAUAUACCUUGAUAUGAGGAUACACUGUGAGCCUCUCCCUGUGGGAUGGAAACCUUUGGUCUUCCCUUGUCAUAGCACAUACAUAGGGACUAAGCAGUGAGCAGAUAAGGUCCUCAUGCUAAACUCAGAGCCUAGUGCUCCCUUGGACUAGCCACCCUUUCUACUAUAACUCCUCUCCUACUCUCCCAGGGAAGCCCAGUCUUCUAGACAAUCUUUUAUAGCUGGCUGUGGAGCUGCUUUUUUCUCUAGGGUCUUCAGGGACCCCCUUUUCCUGUGCUGGGCUGACAUUUCAAAUGGUCCUGAGGGCUUCUGGAGCCAGUCUCAGGGCCGUGAACCUGGACUUGUGUUAGAAGAAGCUUGGCUCAGUAUAAAUAAAUAUGUAAGAACAGGUCACAGGGUCACCUGCAGGAGAGAAGUAAAACUCACAGUGCCUGCUCCCUCUCCUCCCUGAGAAAUUGAAACCCAACUUCAUGCUGAAAUGGGAUGGUAAAACAGGAGUGGGUAUGAGAGUUUGGGGAGAACUGUACCUGCCCUCACAGCUUUGGGGACCUGAAGCCAGACUCCAGUGAGAUAUCUGGUUAAGUGACACUCAGCCUGUUUCCACCAGUAAGGGGAAACAAAAUAAUUUCCUUCAAACAUUUAAGCAAGGAAGCACUCACUAAAUAUGAGUUUCCACUAAUUUCUGCAUCCAUGGACCAGACAAAGGUAGGAUGGGAGUGUGAUGGAUGCAAAGGGAAUGAUUAUUAUAGGAAGGUGAUAAGAGCUAUAUCUGUACACCAUGGGGAUCUGUGACAAGAAAGCAGAGAGGUGUAAAUGCCAGGGCAAGAAUAAUAAUAGCAGGUGUCAUUAUUGAGUCAGAAAAAAUAAUUCUUCAAAAUAAUUGUAGUAAGAUCUGUUAUAGUCAUACUGUUCAGUGUCCAGCAAGGGGCCCAGGGCUUGGCCUGCACCCCACUCUUCCAUCAGUCUCUCCUUGUACUGUUUCUAAUGAGAAGGUUAGCUCUCUUGGAAGCAGGGAAUUUGUCUCCCCUCCUCCUAUUGCUUUCAUGGGGCUCUGAAUAUUGGUGUUCAGUAAAUGUUUAAGCACAAAUAAAUGAAUUAUUAUGGAGCACAAUGUCUUCCCCUUCUAAGUGAUGCCACUAAUCCAUAAGUUCUUUUCUUCAAAUGGGAACAGCUCCUUAGGAGGACGAAAGUGCUGGGUCUGAGAGGGCAGGUUCUAUAAGACUGCUGCUUCCUGCCACAAAAUAAUUAUGUUUAUGUAAAAUUAUUAAAAUAAGGCGAUGUUGUUAUUUCUAUUUUAUACUUGAAGAAAGUGAAGUCCAAUGAGGUCAAAUGAGAGUGUAAACGGGUUUUGGUCCAGUGCUCUUUCCACUCUGACCCAGAGGUCUCUCUCCUGCCUAUGGUCUGGGUGGGCCCUCCUUGGGGGUGGGACGGGGCCAGAUGCUCCAAGAGGGAGGGGUGACGAGAAUUAAUUAUGGAGCCCCUCUGGUGCCUGGCACUUGACUGGGUGGUGUAAAGAAGCCCGUGCUUCGAAGAGGGCUUCCUUACCCCACUUUUAGUCUCCUAGAGAAGCAGCUCAGGGGCUAAAGUCAUCACUUGGUGGCUGAAAGCCAGCGGCCGUAGCGAGGGAGGCCCCAAAACUGGCUUGCAGGUGGGGCGGGAGGGCUGUAGGCUCAAGCCAGGACCCCUGGAGGAGGCGGCGCCCACCCCACCAAGAGCAGGUGCGGGGCGGGGCCUCCAUGGGCGGCAGGGCGGGGCUCCUGUCGCAGCUCCGCCCUGGGCGCAGGUUUAAAAGCAGGGAAGGCGGGUCCGGAGAGCUGGCAGCCGGAGCGGACGGGCGAACAAGAGCUGUAGGCACUGCCAUGGCCCGGCACGCGGUGGGCGCUCGGUGGCUCAGUGGCCUCCUGCUCUUCAUGCUACUGGCUGCCGGUGUCGCCCCGCUCAACUGGGAUAUUCCGGAAUCCCGCAGCCGAACAAGCAAGAUCCGAGUGCACCCGCGGGGCAACCUCUGGGCCACCGGUCACUUCAUGGGCAAGAAGAGUCUGGAGUCCCCCCAAGCAGUCCCACUGGGGACAACUCCCCACACCUCCCCGAGGGACCAGAGACUGCUGCAGCUGAGUCAUGAUCUGCUCAGGAUCCUACGACUAAAGAAAGCUCUGAGUAUGAGCAUCAGCAGCCCAGCACCCCAAACCCAGUAUAGGAGGCUGGUGGUACAAAUACUGAAGAAGUGAUGCCAGUAAUGGGACAGACACAACGUGACUUAGAGUGUGCCCACCCAGGCAAGUUGUUGAAUGGAACCCUAGUGGUGACCCCAUCUAGAUGUAAAUCCAGAGCUUGAAUCUGAGCUGAGUCGCCGGGAAUAUUGCAGAUGCAAACACAACCUAUGUUACUGCUGUUUUUCUUGCUUCUCUGAUGAAGUUGUGAAUAAAACCCUUCUCUUUAUA
This is a messenger RNA of Sciurus carolinensis (gray squirrel), 2711 nucleotides long. RefSeq names its product neuromedin B (gene Nmb). The coding region runs from base 2007 to 2498 and encodes 163 amino acids. Gene Ontology annotation, molecular function: neuromedin B receptor binding; neuropeptide hormone activity. Lineage: Eukaryota; Metazoa; Chordata; Mammalia; Rodentia; Sciuridae. Gene Ontology annotation, cellular component: neuron projection. The record is from RefSeq and is a predicted model, not a curated record. Gene Ontology annotation, biological process: neuropeptide signaling pathway; positive regulation of hormone secretion. The transcript has 3 exons.